Myiozetetes cayanensis is the source of this 8405-nucleotide messenger RNA. RefSeq names its product pleckstrin homology domain containing A8 (gene PLEKHA8). Gene Ontology annotation, molecular function: ceramide 1-phosphate binding; ceramide 1-phosphate transfer activity. Lineage: Eukaryota; Metazoa; Chordata; Aves; Passeriformes; Tyrannidae. The record is from RefSeq and is a predicted model, not a curated record. Gene Ontology annotation, cellular component: membrane; cytoplasm; cytosol. Bases 2 to 1669 code for a protein of 555 amino acids. The transcript has 14 exons. Gene Ontology annotation, biological process: intermembrane lipid transfer; ceramide transport.
GAUGGCGCCGCGCGGCGCGGCAGGGCGCGGCGGGGCGCGGGCGGCGGCGGGCGGUGUGAGCCCCCCGGGGGGCGGCCGCGCUGCAUGGGGCCGGGGGCCGGCCGGCAUGGAGGGGGUGCUGUACAAGUGGACCAACUACCUGAGCGGCUGGCAGCCUCGGUGGUUUCUCCUCUGUGGUGGCAUCCUGUCCUAUUAUGACUCUCAGGAAGAUGCCUGGAAGGGUUGUAAGGGAAGCAUCCAAAUGGCUGUUUGUGAAAUUCAAGUUCAUCCUGCAGAUAACACACGAAUGGACCUGAUUAUCCCAGGGGAACAAUACUUCUAUCUGAAGGCAAGAAAUGCAGUUGAAAGGCAAAAGUGGCUGGUUGCACUAGGAACUGCCAAAGCCUGUCUGACUGACAGCAGGACACAGAAGGAAAAAGAGUUCACUGAAAACACAGAAGCCUUGAAGACUAAAAUGUCUGAACUUAGACUGUACUGUAACCUCCUUGUUCAGCAAGUGCAUAAAACGAAGGAAGCCAGCAUUUCUGGUGUAUCAGAACCAGAGAAUGAGAUUGAUAUGGGAGCUCUGUUAAAAUCAACCUGUGACACCUUCCUGAAGACUCUUGAAGAAUGUAUGCAGAUUGCAAAUACUGCCUUCACUUCUGAGUUACUGCAUCAGACCCCACCCGGAUCCCCAAAUUUAGCAGUUCUCAGAACAAGCAAGGUAAAGCACUCUGUCUUGUCCAGUCACACCUCAACAGAAAGGCAGAUGGAAUUGAACCCCUGUGAAAAUGGCUGUGUGAAAGCAGAAAUUAACCAUCAAGAGCAAUCACUUAUUAAAAGUCUGGAAUGUUUAAACUUGGAAACAAGUGAGGGGAGCGGUGAUGUUUCUGUUGAAGAUCACAUAGCAGAGGAUUUGGCAGGCAUUAAAGAAGAUGGAGAGGACAAGCUGCAAGGUGUAGAAAGCUGUGCUGCCCACAAGUUGUUGCAGUCAGAAACAAAUUCUUUAAGUGGAUUGACUCCGUGUGUGGAAGACAGAAAUGAAAAUGAUUCUCCAACCUUCUUCAGUGUCAUGAGCAAUAGGUUCAGUGAUAUUGAACUUCGGGAGGAGGAGGGCAUACCCACAGAAGAGUUUCUGGAGUCAUGUUAUGCAAUUGUGCCUGUUCUGGACAAGCUGGGACCAACUGUUUUUGCGCCUGUUAAAAUGGAUUUUGUAGGCAACAUCAAGAAAAUAAACCAGAAGUUUAUAACCAACAAAGAAGAGUUUGAUACCCUUCAGAAGAUUGUGCUCCAUGAGGUGAACGCAGGUGUAGCACAAGUUAGAAACUCUGCUACAGAGGCUCUCCUGUGGCUGAAAAGAGGCUUAAAGUUCUUGAAAGGGUUUUUGACAGAAGUGAAGAAUGGAGAAAAGAAUAUCCAAACAGCUCUAAACAAUGCUUAUGGAAAGACACUACGGCAGCACCAUGGUUGGGUUGUCCGAGGAGUCUUUGCGUUGGCUUUAAGGGCAGCUCCAACGUAUGAAGAUUUUGUGGCAGCUCUGUCUGUGGAGGAGUGUGAUCCUCAGGAAGAAACAUUUUACAAAGGAAUGCAGAGGGACCUCAACAUUUACUUACCAGCCAUGGAAAAGCAGCUAAAUAUCUUGGACACUCUCUAUGAAGUACAUGGUUUGGAAUCAGAUGAGGUGGUAUGACUACAGCAAGACCACAUCUUAAAAAUUCAGGGACUGUGUCUGUUAACAAAGAUUUCUUCCAUUUUGUUUUUUUUGGACAUCAUUUCUGUUCAUUGUGUCUUUUCAGGUGGGAAGGGUGUUGUGAUUGUUUUUGAGGAAGAUUAUGUAUGAUUUUUAGUUUUUUUAUGCUUGUUUUGCAUUUAGGUGCAGAGGUACUGUUUCUCUUUGGGUCAUAGCUAUGUCUGUGAUGAAUGUUUUUGACUGUUUCUCUUCUGCCUGUGCACUUCCUCUUCUCUUCACCUCAUAAAAGUAACAGAGCAGAAUUUGGCCUUUGCUCAUGUACCUUAGGAGAGAUCUACAUGUGCAGCAGAGCUGUUGUGUGCUGUCAGCACAGCACCCAGGCAGGCGCUGCUGGCUCUUCCUCUCCCACUCCCUGUGCCCGCUCCCUGCUAUGCUGUAGGAGGGCAGGGGUAUAGUGAGAGUUAUUGUUACCCUGGUAGCACAAGAGGAGGGCAGCUGAACACCAGGUUAUAAUGCAGUGAGUUUGUCCCUUAAUUUGGGUUGAAGCUUUUUAAUGCAAAUACUUAAUGUAUUUGCGUUACAUAAAUAUUUAUUAAAUGAAAUACUUUAAUCCAUGUGUUACAGACAUCUUCACCACAGGUGUGUGUGGCUGGUGGUCUGAGCAGCCCCAGAAACCAGCCUUUGAAUCAGGGUGUUGUGUUCCCUGACCAGCUCCCAGUGUGUGCCAUGGUUUCCCUGUCAGCUCCUGCCAGUGGACCACAAGAAAUUUGCUGGCACAGACUGACAGAGAGCCCAGCUAAUUUCAACAGUGCUUUAUAUAAGUGUUUGAAGAUGAUGACCAAUCAUCCUGGCUUAUUAAGGUUUUGGUGAGUUUUUCUGUUUUGGGUUUUAGUGGUCUCUUAAAUCAAAUUCACACAAAGCCAGAAUAUUUGCUUUUAAAUUGAAUACAACUAGCAAUCUAAAAAGCAGAUAUCAUUAAAAUCCUACCUACAUUGCCAAUAUGGGCAGAAACUUCAUGAAAGUGGAUGUGAAAUGAAGAAAGUAGGGAAGCUAGAAUUUGUGAUGGAGCUAUUAUUACACACUGGACCAAUUACAAAUCUUGAAUUUUGAAAUUACUUAGAGUUGACUGAAAAUAAGAAAGUAAGAUUUGCCCUUUUUUCCAUUUUGCUGAUAUAGAUAAAAAUGUGCUCCUUAGCAUUGCUGCUAUUAAGAAUAAUAAAGAAGUCCUUUUAGCUAGUGAUAUGGUUAAGGACUGUGCUAAUGAGGUAUUUAGAAUUAGUAAGUCUUCAUAAAUACAGAAGUCAGUGUUGCCAUGCUCACAGAAGUAAUACUGGCUUUUGCUAUGCUAAAAACCAUGUUGUCAGUAAAAUGAAUGUAUUGCAGACCUGCUGCCCUGCAUUGCUCUGUGACAGGAGCCUCUCUCCACACUGAAUACUUGAUCUUUUCUAAAGAACCUAGCAUUGUGAGCUUUAAGAAAAGCAUAUGAUACUUGAAGAAAAGGUCAACAUCACACUUGUAUAAAGAAAGAUACCAGGACUCUAAUUAGGCAUUUUAUAGAAUCAUACAAUAUCCUGAGUUGAAAGGGACCCAUUAGUGAGUCCAACUCCUGACCCUGCACAAGGCACCCCAAGAAUCACACCAUGUGCCUGAGAGUGUUGUCCAAAUGCUUCUUGAACUCAAACAGGCUUGGUGCUGUGACCACUUCCCUGGGGAGCCUGUUCCAGUGCUCAACCACCCUUUGGGUGAAAAACUUUUUCCUGUGAUAUCUAACCUAAACCUCCCCCAAGUCAGCUUCAAGCUAUUUCCUCAACUCCUGUCACUGGUCACAAAAGUAAAGAGAUCAGUGCCUGCCCCUCCACUUACCCUCGUGAGGAUUGUGAAGAUUGCAGUGAGGUCUCUAUCGAGUCUCCUUCAGGCUGAACACACCAAGUGACCUCAGCCACUCCUCAUGCAGCUUCCCCUUCAGACUCUUCUCCCUCCUGUUGCCCUCCUUAGGACAUUCUUCAAUAGCUCAAUAUCUUUCUUACAUUGUGGUGCCCAAAACUGCACACAAUAUUCAAGGUAAGACCGCCCCGGUGCAGAGCAGAGCGGGACAAUCCCCUCCCUUGACCAGCUGGCGAUGCUUUGUCUGAUGCCCCCCAGAACACGGUUUGCCCUCCUGGCUGCCAGGACACUGCUGACUCAUAUUCAACUUAACAUUGACCAGGACCCCCAGGUCCCUUUAAUCAGUGCUUCCGUUCAGCCUCUCAUUCCCUAGUCUGUACACACAAGCAGGGUUACCCCAUCCCAGGUGCAGAAUCCAGCACUUGCCCUUGCUAAAUUUCAGAGUUGUCAUUGCCCAGCUUUCUAAUUUGUUGAGGUCUCUCUGCCCUCGAGGGAGUCGACAGCUCCUUCUGAUUUAGUAUUGUUGGGAAACUUAGUAUAUCUUCAAGUCCUUUGUCCACGUUAUUAAUGAAGAUAUUGAAAAGAAGUGGGCUGAGGAUGUAGCCCUGUGGAAUCCCACUAGUGACCAGAUGCCAGUCUGAUGUUACCCCAUUCACUAUUAUCCUUUGUGCUGGACCCGUGAGCCAGUUGCUCUCCCAUUGCGUUACAUGGUUAUCCAGUUACGUGCUGGGCAUUUUGUCCAGAAUUCUGGAUACUGUGAUUGAGUCUCAAAAGCUUUGCUGAAGUCCAAAAAGAUUACAUCCACUGGCAUUCCUAGAUCAGCUAGGUGGGUUACCCUGUCAUAGAAGGAAGUCAGGUUUGACAAGCGGGACUUUCCCCUCCUGAAAUCUUGCUGGCUGUGACCAGUGACUGCAUUGUCCUCCAAGUGUUUCUCAGUACCUCCCAAAAUAAUCUUUUCCAUAAUUUUACCAGGCACUGAAGUGAGACUGACAAACCUGUUGUUUCCAGGGUCUUCCCUCUUCCCCUUCUUGAAAAUUAGGACAAUGUUUGCCAGCUUCCAGUCAGCUGGGACCUUUCUGGAUUCCCAAGACUGCUCAAAAAUCAUCAAGACUAUUUAAAUAGUAUGGCUUCCUUGUUCUGUCAUUUUCUCUGAGUUGUACCUAUGUGUAGUUCCUACAUAGUCCAAGAGGGAUCAGCAGGAAUCAGGUUUUAGUUUUUUGGAUUCUCUUUAAUUUAAGUAGUACAUGCUUUGAGUACAAAGUCAAAGCUUUUGACCAAAACUCUGUUCAAUUAUUUCACUACGCCCAGUGGUAAAAGUGAAGCAGAGGGCUCUUGGUAUUCAGCUGUCUACUUCUUCUAAGAAUGAAUGCAGAGAAACCACCCCUGCAGUAAAACAACCAACUCUUCGUCCCAUGUGGUUUCCUCAAGGUUUUCAGCUGUUCUGUGGGAAACUUUGCUGUAACAGUUUUUAGCUUAAUGCUCUGGAAAGAUAAUGGAGACCACAUUUCCACCAAAUAUCAACUGGGUUAUGGGGAGACCAAGAAGAGAUCUCUCUUUUCUGGAAGUUAACUGUCAGAUCAUUACAAAAAUUCACUUCCCUUUUUGCUCUUAAAUUUUUCCAGUGGCAGGAAAAUGUAUUCAGCACUUAAAAUAUUUGGAAGUAUUUUUGAGUUUUCUGUUUGUUUUGUUUGUUUUGGUUCCUAACUAUCAGGAGAACCACUAGUUUUUUAAGUGUGCAUCAGACCCAUUGUUUGUUGCAAAAAAUCAGGAGGCUACAUUUUGUAGGUAAAGAACUUAACUGCUUCAUUGGGCCACUAACUUCAGCAGUUACUAACUUCUAGCAUUCUUCUGUCCUCUAAUAAAAUAGAGAGCUUUCUACAUUGUGUAUCUUCUAAUCAGCGUGGCAUCCUGCCUCAGAGCAGGCUUUCUCAUCUUGCCCUUCUGUGUAAAAUUGGUCUUUCUGAACUCUGGAGUUGGUGCUUACGAAAAUUCUUAGGAGACCAUGGCUUCAAGAAACCCCUGUGUACUUGUUGUUAAAUGGGGGACUUGUAGAGAAGGAACUGAGCAAGGUCUCCUUGCCUUCAAAACUUGCACUUCACCAUGCUCUGCUCUUGCAGAGCGUUGAGCACUUCAGGACUUAGGAAUGCUAUCUUUGCAGUCAAACAACCACUAAGAAAGAAACCCAUUCAGUGUGUUGCAGAGCUGAACUCCAAGUUGUACCUCUAAGGAUGCAAUAGAUCAGAUGGCCAAAUGGAAGCAAAUGCACUGCUAGACAACGCACCUUCUUUUCCUGUGGUGGUAGUUCGGCAAGCAGAGAGGAUGGCUUUGGAUUUUAAUAAUGGUAGAGAACAAGCAACUAAUUUUUGGCCUUCAAGUUUAGAAUUAGAGAGAAGGUCGGUGUUUCCUGUUUGGUUUGUUCAUUAGUUAGGGUUGUUUUCUUUGUCCUAUUUGUUUUGGUUUUUUUUAAAGGCUGACAUUUAUGAACAACUGACCUGCAUACUGGUAAAGAUCCAUGUGACUUAGCUAACAGCACCCUUGCUCUGUAUACUUUACAUGAACUGCUUUGGUUUCCUAAAUUGCGCUAAAGUUUUGCAUCCCUUUCCUUUAGAAAUGCUUUUGGCUGUUUCCUGCAAUGUCUAACAGUUGCAUAUUCUCAGGGAUUUUACUUAUCCAUGGUGAAAUAAGAGUAAUCACAGCCUUACCAUAAGGGAUGUAAGGCUGCUUUUUGUGAAGUUAGUGUAGCUGAGUGUAGAACUCUGAUGCAGCAUAUGACAUGGGCAGCGUCUGUCCAGUGCACAUCCUUGUUGAGACAUGGUAAAUCCCAAAGCAAUCUGAUAAAAGUGCUAUCUAGUACUGAAUAAUGACAGCAUAUUUGAAUAGAGGUCACGAACACGUCUUUGUUACAAAGCAUCAUUGGCAUUAGAGCAGAGCUCUCAAGUAAUUCCAGUCAAGUUCUGUUAGCAACAGGAUGCUUUUAUUUAUUUUAUUUAUUUUAUUGUUAUGUUUUUAAAACAAGCUGUGUUUUGGAAACCCCUCUGCUAUUUUAAGACACCAUACUCAGUUCCAUAUUGAAGUUCUGUGACUUUACAAUUCUAGAAUAUGAACUGCAUACUCAAGUGCUUUAGUGUAAACUUAAGCACAUCUUGACACUGUUAUACCAUGGGUCUCCCUCUAACAGAUGCACUGAAAGUUAAGGGCCAUAUACCUUCACUUCUUGUAAAGCAUCAUCAGGAUUUAGGCUACAACUGUUUGCUUUUAAAAUGUUUCAUGGUUCGAAAAGUGUCACUUGGUUGACUGGAUGUAUAAAAAGUAUGCCCAAAAUAUGCUCCAGUUGUUUGCAGCAUGCUUUGGCAAAGGAGUGUGAACCAUUAUAGAAAACAGUGUUGUGUAGUCCCUGUGCUGGACCUGCUAACCCUUUCUUUUUGUUAUCACUUCAGCUUUUGUGGAAAACUUAAAAGAACUUUGAACUGCCUUUCAGACACCUGGAAAGAUCAUUAGCGUGUUCCUACCCAGCUGUCUUUUCCUUCUUCCUCAGCAUGGUAUUUUCUUUCCAUGCACUGUCCUCUGCCUUGCUAUCAGAGCUGCUGCUGUCGAAGCAUCUCUCUAUAAGAAUGCAAAGCAGGAAGUUUUGUAAGGGAUACAGAUAUAAACUUGGAACAUCAGACCUGAAUUCUAUGGCAGGCAACGAGGCAUACAGAUGGAAAAAUGGAGAAUUUUCUCUGAAGUUUCACCCUGAGUUGACAUAUUUUACCAGGAAAACCACACUACUUUAAACUUGAUUUCGUUAAUGAAAUUUAAAUUGGGACACUUCAGAUAUGGAAGUUCUGCCUCAUAGAACUGAAAGCACAGGGGUUUUGGUUUUGCUGUUUUGGUUGUUUUAUUAUUUAAUUUUAUUUCUUUUCUCUGGUCUGCAUAGUGCACAUAACAAAACAAAAAAUAAACAGGGUGAGGGUGGGGAUAACAGAAUUCAAACCUUGCUUGCACCUUCUGUAGCCCCUUGGUGAACAAACCCUGCAAACUACUGAAUGCUCUAGGCAAUUUAAAAUCACCCUUGUGCAGAAGAGGUAUCAUAGCAUACUUAGGCUCUGAGUAAGCUCAGGCUGUAGCUGAUCCUGCUCACAGCUUACACGAGGAUUUAAGCACUUGUUUUGAAGUUAGAACAUGUCCAUAAGUAUGCUUCACUUAAACACAUGCACCGUCCCACUGGCAUGCAGUUCUUCAAAAUGUAGUCUUUGAUUUUCAUUGUUAAAAUCCCUUCUGUGGUAUAGGGUUUCUCCCCCCUCACAUUCCAGAUGUGUUAAAAGUUUCACAUUUUUGAAUACGAAACAUCCUUGUUUUCAUUUCCUGAUUUCUGUUUAACGCUAAGUGUGUGAGCCAUUUUGAAAGUUUGAGAUUUACCUCUACUUGAAACUAAACAAGUAAUUGCACUCCAGAAUAGAGGAAUCAAACUGAAAACCAAGGGAGUUUGCUUUUAUGGUUUUCUAUUCAUUUUUCAAGCUAAUUUUGGGCAUACAUUUUAUCAAUGUCAAGCUGAGCUUACUACAAGUCUUACUUUACUUACUGAAAUACAUUAUAUACAUACUGAAAUGCAUUGAAAGAUGAAGAGAAGGUAUAUUGCCUCACACUUUAAAUUUACUGAAUUCUAAGGGCUUGUUCAUGCCCCCAAAAUCACCUCUCUGUGUAAGCAUGACACAAAUUAUGCUGUCGUAAGCAGUUCAGUCUGAAAUACUCUGAAGUUUCCAGUCUGCAUCAUCUCUCAAAUCAUACAGCAUCUGUCUCUUCUUUUGGAGCAUUGUUAAGACUUUUGUCAGACUUUUAUAUUAUUUCAUUAUAAUAAACUUAUUUUAAAUAA